AGAGUAAGUGUAGGUGUAGGAACCCGCUCUGUUUCUGCGUCUCAAUCAGCUCUCCUUCAUCCAGCGCGGUCCUCUCUCUCUCUCUCUCUCUCUCUCUCUCUCUCUCUGAUCCUCAUCCAUCAGCUCUGCAGGAUCAUGAAUGGUGAUUAAUAAAGAACACCAGGUCCAGUGGGGAGAGUUUGGAGCCGUUAGUAGAGUGUGUGUGUGUACAUGACCCUGGCCCCAUGAUGAUGAUGAAAGGCCUUUCCAGCAGCCGCAGCCACCACCACAUGGUGGCCUGCGAGCCUUCGUAUGACCCUAUGGGUCACCACGGUGAUCGCAAGCCCUACCUCAUCAGCCAGAUCGAGGCUCCGCCUCCUCCUGAUCAUCCGUAUUACUCCUCACGGAGCUCAUACCAGCCGGACUGUGUGGUGCCUUACGGGACUUUCCCACGGCGCCACUACAGCACAAGCCAUGAGCCUAAGGAAGAGUGUGCUGUCGUGCCCUACACGGGUGGAAUGGGACCUGCAGGAAAAUGUCAACAAGUGCCAGUUAACCUGCUGGAACAUCUGGAUCGGCAGCUUCCGAUGGCGCGGGAUGGCUAUCACACGCUGCAGUAUAAACGGGCAGCAGCUGCAGCGGCUGCUUUAGAGCAGCGCAACGACAGUCCUGGGCGUAUCCGGCACUUGGUGCACUCGGUGCAGAAACUGUUUACCAAGUCACACUCGUUAGAAGGGCCUCACCACGGAGGACAUGGGCACGGACACAGUAAGAGCAGUAUGAACGGAAGCAAAGCUAGUCCUGAUGGAGAAAACACGCCAGCACCGACACCACGGCAGCGCAAGCGGAGCAAGAGCCGUGAGCGCUGCAAAUCGGCCGAGCCCAAGCAGCGGACGCCACCGUCGGGAUACUGGAGCUCAGAUGAGCUGGAGCGGGAUGUCUGCCCUCUGCGCCAUGCUGCACCGGGCAUCAUGACCGUAGGGCGUCACCCAGAGCGGGCGCAGUCUCAGUACUUCCUGGAGGCGUGCGGAGCAGAGCCGACGCUGAAGAACUCGCGCAGCAGCAGCGACGUGGCCAAGUGCACGACCUGCGCCAUCACGGCACCGGGCACGGACGUGACACAGCUGGCGAAGAAGAGUGCAUGGUCGUCCUCUCUCACGGUGAGCAGGGCGCGCCAGGUGUACCAGCAGGCUGCUGUAAAUCUAGAUAAGGCGCUAGUGAAAGCAGAAGCUUGUCAGCAGGAGCGCACUUGCCAAUUCUUGCAGGUGCCUCAGGACGAGUGGGGGGGUUUCCCCAUGGGGAAGGAAGAGGAUAUCCCGUGCAGGCGCAUGCGCAGCGGCAGUUACGUUAAAGCCAUGGCCGAGGACGAUAGCGGCGACUCAGAUGGAAGCCCAAAACCGUCGCCCAAGAUGCAGGCGAGACGAGCCAGCUACCUCAAAGCCACGCAGCCAUCACUCACCGAAAUGACCACGCUCAAUAUUUCCACAGAACAUUCUCCGAAGCUACAGAUCAGGAGUCACAGCUACCUGCGAGCCGUCAGCGAGGUUUCCAUCAACAGAAGUAUGGAGAGUCUGGAUCCUAAAGCUCUUCUCACCUCACCCCAAUACCGCUCACGAAACGAGAGUUACAUGAGGGCUAUGAGCACCAUUAGCCAGGUAAGCGAGGUGGAGGUGAACGGUCAGAUCGAGGCCGUGUGUGAAAGCGUCUUCAGUGAGAUGGAGUCUCAGGCGGUGGAUGCUCUGGACUUGCCGGUUCCCGGGUGUUUCCGGAUGCGGAGUCACAGCUAUGUGCGUGCCAUCGAUCAGGGCUGCUCACAGGAUGAGGACGGACCGUUACUGCCGGCGUCACCACCACGGACCACCACCACGGUCCGGACCAUUCAGAGCAGCACAGUGUCGUCGUGUAUCACCACCUACAAGAAGACGCCUCCACCGGUGCCUCCACGCUCCUCCACCAAACCUUUCAUCAGCAUCACGGCUCAGAGCAGCACCGAGUCGGCGCAGGACGCCUACAUGGAUGGCCCAGGUCAUCGCCAUGGCGACAUGGCCCUACACUCCGCCCUCAGUAACUCCACAGAGAGCAUCGACAGCAUGAAGGCUCUGACGGCCGCCAUCGAGGCGGCGAACGCUCAGGUGCACGGCCCCGCGAGUCAACACGUCAGCUCCAGCAGCAUCCUCGGCCCCGCCUCGCCCCUCCCAUUGCCCCUCCCAUUGCCCCUGCCUGUCCCCAUCCCCGUCCCGGUACAGGUCCCCGCACUGGAGGACACGCACAGAGAAGCUCUCCGCAAAGGCCGGUGUCUCUCCAUCGGCAUACAGGUGGAUGGACCUGAAGAUCAGGAGGCAGAGGACCAGUCGAAGUUUCAGUCAGUAGGAAUUCAAGUUGAGGACGAGAGAAGUCAUCGCCGGAUCAUGCGCUCUAACAGCGUGACGGCGGCGGUGCAGGCCGACCUGGACAUGCCCGAUUUCUCUCCGACCGAGGGUCCAGACGCCGACAUCACCUUCUCUCGGGACGCCACGGCGUCCACGGUGAGCAUCCAGGGCUCAGGGAACCACUACCACGCCUGCACCUCGGACGACUACGCCUCUGUGGGCUUCGACCCGUCCGUGCUGCCGCCUCCCGAGCCCUGGGUGGACAGCGGCAUUCCCGAAGACCCGCUCCAGAGCGCACGGAGCCGCUCGGUCUGUCAGCGUGACGGACGCUGGUUCCUCAAACUGCUGCAGGCCGAAGCCGAGCGCAUGGAGGGCUGGUGCAGGCAGAUGGAGCAGGAAGAGAGGCACAACGAUCUCCCAGACGACAUCCUGGGGAAGAUCCGCAGUGCAGUAGGCAGCGCUCAGCUUCUUAUGUCUCAGAAGUUCCAGCAGUUCAGAGAGCUGUGUGAGGAGAACCUGAACCCCAACGCUCACCCGCGGCCCGUGGCUCAGGAUCUGGCCGGCUUCUGGGACAUGCUGCAGCUGUCCAUUGAGAACAUCAGCCUGAAGUUCGACGAGCUCCACCAGCUCAAGGCCAACAACUGGAGACCCCUCGACCCACCUGAGAGAAAGGAGAGGAGGUUGCCUCCCCCUGUGCCAAAGAAACCGGUGAAGUGCCAUCCUCCGCUGGCGAGAGAUCGCUCUCUGGAGAGUUCAGAGAAACAGCGGCAGGAGGCUCGCAAGCGCUUAAUGGCCGCCAAGAGAGCUGCGUCCGUGCGGCAGAACUCAGCCACAGAGAGCGCAGACAGCAUCGAGAUCUACAUCCCUGAGGCCCAGACCAGACUCUAAACACCUACACACACUACAUACAUCACACACACACACUCACACACACACACUAUACUGCACUCGCGCACAUUACUACUGAAAGCACAAACACGCCAGCCUGGUCUGAUUCAGAGAGAGGAGCGCCAACACACACACACACUUUGCAUUAGUUAUCAUCUCAUCCAUAUUCUCUGUUCUAUUUCAUCUGUUAAAGAUAUUUAUAAUCUUCCAGUAAUAUACAUUUUCUGGAGAAAAAAAAACACAAGUUCCUCAGUUUCAGUAAUGUGGGCGUGGCCUCCUGCCGCUCGCUCCUCCUUAAUCCAUAUACUUAAUUUUUCAUUUUCUAACUCUUCACAGUUUUUCUUUUCAUAGUAAAAUUAUUUCCAGAAUCUACUUGAAGCCCCUUGUACACGGUUAAAUCCCAAACCGCCUUCUGUUUACUACACAUGUUCACUACAUAGGGUUUAACAUGUUAGUGUAGUGCACUUGAUACGCGAUCGAGUUUCAGCCGCAAAAAAGUUCAGUGUUAUCGUUAGAUGUAGGUUUAGCAACUGAAAGUAGAUCAUGGCUUAUGUAUUUUUUAUAAAUAUUCGAAAUAUUUAGAUAUUUUUCAUUCUAAUUAUAUUCUAAUUAUGUACACAAUAAAAUUCCAUAUUGAAUCUACCUUGUAUCAUAUGAAAUCGAAUCGACUCUGAAUCGACUCUGAAUCGAAUUCCAUAUUGAAUCACCUUGUAUCAUAUGAAAUCGAAUCGACUCUGAAUCAACUCUGAAUUGAAUCGUUAUAUCUUUUACAUGUUAAAACAUCAGAUCGUCGGUUACAUGAAACACUCCACACUACACUACACUUCACUAACAUACACACACACACGUGUCCCGGCGCCGAUCGGAUGGGCGGAGUGUUUGUAUAUAAUCUGUGAUAUACUGUUCCUCUACUGCUACCAGGGACACCACAGCAGGUCUCUGGGGUUUUUUAUUUAUUUAUUUAUUUAUUUUAAAUCUCUUUCCUCUCUGAUUUGUCUCUGAACUCUUCCUCGCCGUGUAAAAUAUCUCUCUUCAUCUCUCCAACGUCACUCCCAUCUCCUGCUGAAGCCUGGACCACUUCUAAACUUAUCUAAUCGAAUCUAGUGCCCUUGGAACCAUGGACACUCCUCAUCAUCCACGUCACGUUCACCUUCCUGCCCUGGAAGAGACAAUCCUGCUCAUCGUAGCCCGGCUCAAGUCACACGUGAGACAUCAGAUCGGAGGGCGAAGGUCAAGUGAUGACCUCAUCUACUGGAAACACAGCGUUGGUUUUUUUUCCCACAAAUGUGAAGGUGUUAAUGGAACGAUCUGGCCAAAGAGGUCUAAACUUUACCCCAAAUGUCGCUGGUUUCAGUGUCUGUGAGGCUGCUACGCUACUGAAGCUAACUUGUCACCAAGAAUAAAGAAAACAAACACUUAUUCAGCUUUCUAAGCUCCUCCUUCUAACUAUAAUUUAAGAGGUGUGUCCAGAAGGGCAGAAUGGGCCCCAAAGGGCUUUUUGAGGACCACACCCAAGUUACUGUGUUGAGCUAGCAAGCUACAAUGUGUUUCGAAACGAUAAGCUACUGCUGUGAGAACGUGUUAGCGUAACAGCAGCUGACUAUCAAGCUAGCUACAAUCAACUCUUAGGUGUGCUUAGUUCACCAACUCUAAUUAUUUACAUUUAGCUAACACAACACCGUGUCAUUUAUUUAAUAUCAAGCUUAUGCUAAUUAGCUUGUUUGAGCAGAGAGGAUAAAGAACAGGAUGUGGUCAAAAUGCAACUGAACAUUUUGAGCGAGGUCGACUGCUAGCCUGAUUAGCCUCAUGAGCCUGACUGACGACAUUAGCGGUCGGUUUAAUCUUUCAUCCAAUCGUUCCUUUUAACGCUUGAACUGAACAGACUUUAUCCGCCGUUCUCUUCAUCACGUGACUUUAUACUUCUAUAUUUCCAACUGCAUUUUUUUCCUUAAUUGUAAUGUUUGGGUGAACCGCAGCAGCAGGACAGGGUAUGUUAUGUUAAAAAGCAAUAUUUCCUUACCAAUCAGCGUUACACUGAUGAUGUAGAGGCCUACUGCGUGUAAAAGUCGGAUUAUUGCUAACGAAAGAAGAUGCCUUCACUAUUCUGUAGCCACUUCUGUUUCCUCUACUGUCGCUUGCUAUUGUAAACGCUUCUCAGUGACUCCGCCCCCUCUCCAGGAAGUGUGUUCUCUGUUUUAAAUCCUGUGACACGUUUAGAAACAUAUCGUUUAGUGCAUAUUAUACAGAUUUACUUCCUUUUUUAUGUAGAAUUCAGAUCUUUUAUGGAUAUAAGCCAAUAGCGGUGCUUAAGGUAGCUCCGCCCCCUAAAAAGAAUCUUUAUCAAGUGUUUAAAUGAGACGAAAAUUAUAAAACGCAAACUUUUCAUUGUCGUACAAGUUCAUCCUUCUUAUAGCCUACUACCGUGAUUUUUUUUUAAAUGUACACUGUAUUGUCGCCCAUUGGGGGAGUGGCUCUCGGUCAUGUGACUCAGUUUGUCCAAUCCUGCCAGAUGGGCCGGACUUAUCUCAGGACGAAACAUGGACGCAGUGGGCGCAGCAAAAUCAGGGUCUCCCAGUGGUCGUGUUCUGUGUUUGUCGAGUGUGUGUGAGUGUGAGUGUGAAAGGAUGCGUGAGGUGUGUGUGUGUGUGUGUGUGUUUUGCGUGUACGUCUCGAAAAGUGCUUCCUAACUUCGUUUCUGUUUCGGAUGAAGUCGAGUAGCCUCCUGAAUCUGUGCACACGACCCUUAUUUUAGUCCGUAGUGUUUGUACAGAAACUUUACGACGACACGCAUGCAGACCUGUUACCAUAGCAACACUGUAUAUCCUAUUUGUACUUUAAUUCUUGUAUUUAUUUAUUUACUUAUUUAUUUACCUUUAAAUGUAUUUAUUUCUGGUUGAUUUUCUUUUUGUACGGUUUGGGUUCAGUGAUCGGUCAUAUGCUCCCUUCAUUUUGUGAAUAUGUUGUACUGUAUGUAUAGACAUGAUGUGUGCAGACAGACGACAAACACAAUAAACUCUGCAAACUUUUA
This is a messenger RNA of Hemibagrus wyckioides, 6264 nucleotides long. It is a transcript of the gene dlgap1a, whose product is annotated as discs, large (Drosophila) homolog-associated protein 1a. NCBI's taxonomy places the organism in Eukaryota, Metazoa, Chordata, Actinopteri, Siluriformes, Bagridae. Gene Ontology annotation, molecular function: molecular adaptor activity. Bases 225 to 3236 code for a protein of 1003 amino acids. Gene Ontology annotation, cellular component: glutamatergic synapse; postsynaptic specialization. The transcript is spliced from 11 exons. The record is from RefSeq and is a predicted model, not a curated record. Gene Ontology annotation, biological process: signaling.